This is a messenger RNA of Cladocopium goreaui, 342 nucleotides long. The record is from the annotation of a GenBank genome assembly. Lineage: Eukaryota; Dinophyceae; Suessiales; Symbiodiniaceae.
AUGCUGCACGACUUCCUGAGGGACAGGAUGGCCAAGUUACUGGCUGAGAAACCUGAAUUGCGUCAGAAGGCCAAUUGCAAGAAGUUGCUGGACGAGCUCAACGACAAUGACAUUGAGGCAAAUUGGUGGUCUUGCCAUGUCCAAAUUGACAACGACCUGUGGGUAGUGGUGCCCAGUAUGCCCAAGAAUGCGCCAAACCUGAUUAUCUUGCACAAGGGCCAAAUUGCUGUGGAGUUCGGUGGCUUCUUCUGUGAGCGUUUGAUCCAAUUUCAUUUGCCCGCGGAUGACAAUGAAGAGCCAGCUGUGCAAGAGCCACAGUCGCUUCCACCAAAUAGUCAGUAG